Molecule: messenger RNA, 2463 nt
Organism: Ophidiomyces ophidiicola
Lineage: Eukaryota; Fungi; Ascomycota; Eurotiomycetes; Onygenales; Onygenaceae
Exons: 1
Coding region: 1-2463 (820 amino acids)
Biological process (GO): lagging strand elongation; DNA biosynthetic process; double-strand break repair via alternative nonhomologous end joining
Cellular component (GO): DNA ligase III-XRCC1 complex
Molecular function (GO): DNA ligase (ATP) activity; DNA binding; ATP binding
Source: RefSeq, a predicted model, not a curated record
AUGUCGAACCCCGCUAAGAAGCGCAAACGAGAUGGCGCUGGCGAUUCACCAGGCCGCUUCAAGAGCAUCGACUCGUUCUUCAAGAGUCCCAGAAAACAGGCACAACCAGGCUCUCCUGCGCCCUCAACGCCAUCUCCUACGCGCCAAUUUGUUGCAGAUGAGGAACUUGCCCGCAAACUACAUGCUGAAUGGAAUGAUUGCGCCUCUUCGAAUAUCACAAGCCAUAGGCAUCCGGAAGCAACAUCAGCGUAUCGUGAACAAGGACUACCCACCAUCUCGCCUCCUGAACCCAAGGUACCUUCUACUCAUGGCGCUACGCUAUCAUUACAAACAUCUGCUGCAGCAGAGGACAUGAUUUCAAUGUCAUUGCCAUUCGACCAGUCGCCGCUUACAUUCGAACCCAAACUGUACAUCGAACAGCUGAGGGAAUACUGGAAAGCCGACGGCGGCCACGCUUCUUAUUCUAUAUUAGUCAGAGCGUUUUCUCUAGUCAAUAAUACCCAGAGCAGGAUCAGAAUUGUGGACAUUUUGGUUAACUUGCUGAGGACUUUGAUCGAAGGCAAUCCAGAUAGCUUACUCCCGGCUGUCUGGCUGGCAACAAAUGCUUUUUCACCGCCAUAUAUUCCUCUUGAGCUAGGCCUAGGCGGCUCUGCUAUUUCUAAAGCUUUAAAGAAGGCUUAUGGUCUCGACAAUCUGGGCCUAAAGGUCCUAUACGAUAAAUAUGGGGAUGCAGGGGAUGUCGCCUAUGAAGCAAAAAAGAAACAAACAUUUACGUUGCGACGACCGAAGUCACUAUCUAUCAAAGGAGUUUAUGACACGUUGGUGAAGAUUGCGAACAGUAAAGGGUCUGGCAGCCAGGAAAGUAAACAGAGGUUGGUGGAACAUUUACUUCGAGACGCCAGAGGAGCUGAAGAGAGCCGGUACAUUGUCCGUACUCUCGUUCAGCAUCUACGAAUUGGAGCUGUCAGAACUACCAUGCUUAUUGCGCUAGCUCGCGCCUUUCUCUAUUCUAGACCACCGUCCGCCAGUUUCGACAUUCAUUCUAGAGCCAAUCUUGAAAAGCUCAAAAAAGAGGAACUCACUAGUUUAUAUUCUAGGUCGGAGGAGAUUAUUAAAGCUACUUAUGCCCGGCACCCCAACUACAAUGACCUAAUACCGUGUCUUCUAGAAACUGGAGUGUCGGAAACACUUUUUUCGAAAUGCAGCCUCUCUCUACACAUUCCUUUGUUACCAAUGCUAGGAAGCAUUACGCGCGACCUAACAGAAAUGCUUGUCAAACUGCAGGGUAAAAAGUUCAGUUGCGAGUAUAAAUACGAUGGCCAGCGUGCACAAGUCCAUUGUGACUCGUCUGGAAAGGUGACGCUCUUUUCUCGUCAUUUAGAGUUGAUGACAGAUAAAUACCCUGAUCUUGUUUCGCUGGUCCCGCAAAUUCGAGGUGAUGGCGUAUCCAGUUUCAUCCUUGAGGGAGAAGUUGUAGCUGUGGACCAAGUAUCUGGGGCUUUACUGCCCUUCCAAAUUCUCUCCAAUCGGGCCAAAAAGAAUGUGGAGAUGGCCGAUAUAAGAAUUAAUGUUUGUUUAUUUGCUUUCGAUCUCAUGUAUCUGAACGAUACCUCAUUGCUAGAAAGGACGUUUAGAGAGCGACGGGAACUUCUCCGGAGCCUUUUUGUUGAAAUACCUGGCCAGUUUUCUUGGGUAAAAAGUAUUGAUGCAACCGCUUCAGACUCGGAAACCGUCCUAAAUUUUUUUCAUGAGGCAACAAGUGCUAAGUGUGAAGGUAUUAUGGUGAAAAUACUGGAUGAUGAAAAUGCCAGUGCUGUCGAGCUAACCAACAGUUCAACUAGCGAAAACAUAUCCAAUGUGUCAAAUGCAAAGCAGAAGGCCACAAGAAGGCGUGCUUUACUAUCUACGUAUGAACCAGAUAAGCGCCUUGAAUCAUGGCUUAAGGUAAAGAAGGACUACAGUACAACAUCUGAUACUUUAGAUUUGAUCCCUAUUGCUGGCUGGCAUGGGCAGGGUCGAAAGGCCAAAUGGUGGUCACCUAUCCUCCUUGCUGUGCGAAACCCAGAGAACGGUACACUAGAAGCUGUAACUAAAUGCAUGUCAGGGUUUACAGACAAGUUUUACCAGGAAAAUAAGGACAAAUAUUUGGAGGGAGGCGACAAUAUUGUUUCAAGACCAAGCUAUGUGGACUAUAAAAUGGAACCUGAAGUGUGGUUUGAGCCUCAGGAGGUAUGGGAGAUCGCUUUUGCAGAUAUCACCCUGAGCCCGACGUAUACGGCGGCUAUUGGCCUUGCCAGCGAAGAGCGUGGAUUAAGCCUCCGCUUCCCGAGAUUCCUCCGAGUCCGUGACGAUAAAACGAUCGAGGAGGCCAGCACCUCUAGCUUCCUAGCCGAUCUCUGGAGGAAACAAGUCAUACGCUCACAUACCGAAAAUGAGAAUUUGCCACAGGAGGAGGAUGGAUGA